Molecule: messenger RNA, 1005 nt
Organism: Mya arenaria
Lineage: Eukaryota; Metazoa; Mollusca; Bivalvia; Myida; Myidae
Product: ferritin light chain-like
Exons: 5
Coding region: 144-851 (235 amino acids)
Biological process (GO): iron ion transport; intracellular iron ion homeostasis
Cellular component (GO): cytoplasm
Molecular function (GO): ferrous iron binding; ferric iron binding
Source: RefSeq, a predicted model, not a curated record
AUACAUUAUUAUCAAUUGAACUUAUGAUAAAUUUAAUGUCCUAAAUAUAGAACAUACCUUAUACAAACAUUGGAUGACCCAACAUAGUACAUGAGCGAAAACGCGAAAUCAACUAAUCUUUUUACGCUAUUUCGCGAUCCAACAUGGCGGAAGAACGCAAUGGAACAUUUUCGUUACUCGUGCUCGUGGUGGUAGUGGCGGCGGCCGUCCUGUGGAUACCGGAUGUUCCGGGAGUGCACUCACAAAGUGCUACCGAAGAUUCGAAGCUGAACAUUCGUGCGCGCGCAAUACGGAAGUACAAAACUAAGGAUGACGAGAGAUAUGUUUCUCCUGUCAAGUUUAACUGGGACGACACAGUUAACAGAAUCAUCUCCAAGACCCUGGUGACAAGCCACCUCAGUGCCAGCUACCAGUACCUUUAUAUGGCAAAUUAUUUUGACCGCAGCGAUGUGGCGCUUCCGGGAUUUUCCAGCUACUUUCGGAAGGCCUCGGACCGAGAAAUGAAGAACGCUAAUUCGCUUCUUACGUACGUCAACAAGCGGGGAGGAUACCAUGAAUUCAGGGAUAUUGAGCAUCCUGAAAUCUUCACAUUUGUGGAAGAGGAGGACUUAGUUAGGGAAUCCCUGGGCCACGCCCUAAGGAUCGAGAACGACCUUUAUUAUCGCAACGAGAAGAUGCACACCCGGGCUAGGAAAAUAAACGACCCACACUUGACCCACUUCAUAGAAGACAACUUCCUGGACCAGAAGGUUAACGUCAUCAAGGAGCUGAAGGACCACCUGGGACGCCUGUCGUAUAUGGCCACUUCCAAUUACGGACUGGCCGUCUACCUGUACGAUAGGGACAUGUGAUUACCUCGGUUAGGAGUUGAAAGGGGUGUGCAUUAUCGCUUGUUUUUUAAUGACUGUCAGGAUUUCUAAAUGCAUACAAUGAGAGACAAGAAUUUGGAAAGUUUAAAAUCGAUGUUUUUUAUUAGAACGAGUCUGUGUUAUCUGAUUAAAAAGA